UCAAAAUCAUGACGUAAGAAGAAUCUUCCGUUCUUCCUCCAUCAGAAAUGUCAGCCUCCAUCGGAAACAUGUCUUUGACACUGUGUUGCAGGGCAAAAGUUGCACAAAGAGCAUUUUAUCCAGCUAUACGUACACUUAGUGUUGGAUCUUGCGUAAAAGCACAAAACAGCUCUGAUAGAGCACACGGUGUUAUUGAAUCCACUGCAGAGUACAGUUUUGUGGAAAGGCUUAUUCCUCCAUCACGCAUCCCAAAUCCCCCUAAACACAACGGACCUGCUCCAUCAGGAUGGAUCCCACCACCAGAUACACCACCUUCCCUGCCUUACAUGAUCCGUCGCUCGCGAAUGCACAAUGUGCCCGUGUAUUCUGACAUAAAAUAUGGAAAUCAACACAGCACUCUGCUCAGAAAGAUCGAGGGAGACAUUUGGGCACUGAACAAGGACGUUAAGGAAUUUCUGCUUGGGCUCACAGGCAAAGAUCCUCCAACACAGGUCAAUGAAGUAACAGGGACCAUCAGAAUUAAAGGACCAUUUGAAAAAGAGCUAAAGGACUGGCUACUAAAUAAGGGAUUUUAAUUUUUGAUUCACUGUACUGUAGAGAGGAAACAUGACAAAGAUUUCUAAUACCUAAAUAUGGACAAAUAAAUUCACACAAUUGUCCCUGA
Messenger RNA from Misgurnus anguillicaudatus (oriental weatherfish), 664 nucleotides. It is a transcript of the gene mrpl49, whose product is annotated as mitochondrial ribosomal protein L49. The record is from RefSeq and is a predicted model, not a curated record. Gene Ontology annotation, cellular component: ribosome; mitochondrial large ribosomal subunit. NCBI's taxonomy places the organism in Eukaryota, Metazoa, Chordata, Actinopteri, Cypriniformes, Cobitidae. Gene Ontology annotation, molecular function: structural constituent of ribosome. Gene Ontology annotation, biological process: translation.